AGAUGAUGGUAAUAAUUUCAUAAAUGAUACCAGUGAAAAUUGCUUACAACCUCAAAACAGAGAAAAUUUUGACAGUAAUAGAAAUAACCAUGGAAAACAAAUAAUCAAUAUAUGCAAAAAUACUGACAUGAGAAUUCUAAAUGGUAGAACCAAAGAAGACUCAUUAGGUAGACCCACUUUUCAUGGAAGAAAAGGUACAAGUGUUGUGGACUACAUUAUAUGCGACCAAAAUACUUUUCAAAAUGCGAAAUAUUUUGCUGUCAAACCACCAAGUACAUACUUGUCUGAUCACAGCAAAAUCAUUGCAUGGAUUGAUAUUCAGAAAACAAUAAAUAUUGACAAAAAUAACUACCCCCAACCUCCAUUGCAUAAAUUACCACUUCAGUUCAAAUGGUCACAGAAUUCUAAUACUAGUUUCAGACAAACUUUGAAAUCACCUGAAAUCCAGCAAAACUGA
Paramuricea clavata is the source of this 457-nucleotide messenger RNA. The record is from the annotation of a GenBank genome assembly. NCBI's taxonomy places the organism in Eukaryota, Metazoa, Cnidaria, Anthozoa, Malacalcyonacea, Plexauridae.